CAGAGACCGAAGAUGGCGACCAGCUCGGAGCGCAGUCCUCCACCGUUCCCCGACCCCGAGGACCAAGACGUGCUGGACUCCGAAGAAGUGGUCGGAGGCCGGGACAGUGAUGAAGACGACGGGGAGGACCUCUUCGUGAGCGCAAUCAGCCCUCCACUUUCUGACAUGGACAGCGAGCCGACACCUGCCAGUGACGUUUCAGUGAAGUCUUCCAUUGACCUCAUGAGUGAUCCGUUGAUGGAGCCCAUGAGCAGCGAAACGGGAAAGAAACCAGCGAGCGAAGUCGUCAGCGAGCCCUCGGAUGAUUUUGUCGACCUGCUGAACAGCUCGUCGACUGAAAGUGCCGCUGCAGCUGAAAUCCCUUUAGAUGAACCCUCUGACGAUUUCGUUGACAUAUUGGGAAGUGAAACUGAAGCAGAGAGAGCGGAAGUAGUAGUGGCAGAUGUAAAUGUUGAGGCUGCAGCUGAUAAAGGUGUAAUGACCAGCGUUGUUACGGCUCCACCCAGUGAAGAGAAGAGGGGAAGUCCUGCAGGGCAAGAAGCGAAAGAAAUCGCCGUCCCACUCAUCGACACCAGUGGUGAUUUGUCAAGCAACCACUCAGAAAAGACGACCAUCGGUGACAAAUUCGCCGACCCUCUGGUCGACCUCCUUAGCGAUCCAUCACCUGCUGAAGCCAAAAAACCCAGCGUGGCAACAGUCGACCUGUUCCAAGACGACGGGAGUGACCUGUUCGCGGACCCGCACCAGAUCAAACCCGCCAAACAGCCGCAGAAAAGCCUGUUCGGCGAAGCCGACGAGGAUCUGUUCGGUGAGCCGCUGGGUGCCGUCUCGAGUAAGACCACCAGUAAAGAUCAGAAGGAGAAACCUGUCACAACCAAAGCUUCUUUCGGGGGACCUCUGCAAGACGCGAAUCCCACGGAGCCUUCAGAUAUCUUCAGCGAGGAAGCCGUCGCCACGGCGCCCAGCGCCAGCAAAGCCAGCGCCGCGAAGACCAAUGGAGUCCACUCUGAGGAAGAGGCGGACCUAUUUGCUGAAGCCACAGUGGAGCUCUCUCUCGACAGUCCACGGAACGAGAGAAAAAAGGAUGUGACGGCCAAACCGUCCGCAUCUGCCCCCUCCUCCCUGUCGGCAGCUGCCAGUCUGUCCAAGCCGCAGGCUGCUGCCCUGGAAGAGUUGGAAGAGGAGGAAGAAGAUGAGCAGGAGGACAAGCUCGACAUCACCAUCACUGUGAAAGACCCUGAAAAAAUAGGGGAUGGUAUGAAUGCCUACAUGGCCUACAAAGUAUCCACACAGACCACACUGCCCGUGUUCCGCAACAAGACAUUUACUGUGAGGCGACGCUUCAGCGACUUCCUCGGCCUCUAUGAGAAGCUUUCUGAAAAACAUGGACCAAAUGGAUUCAUCGUGCCCCCGCCGCCAGAGAAAAACCUCCUGGGGAUGACGAAGAUGAAGGUGGGAAAGGAAGAUUCCUCUUCUGCAGACUUUGUUGAGAGAAGACGAGGUGCUUUGGAAAGGUAUCUGCAAAGGGUGGUAACUCACCCAUCACUGCUCCAAGAUCCCGAUGUCAGAGAGUUCCUGGAGAGAGAGGAAUUGCCAAGAGCGGUGAGCACCCAGACUCUGAGCGGCGCCGGCUUCCUUAAAAUGAUCAACAAAGCAACAGAUGCUGUCAGCAAAAUGACCAUCAAGAUGAACGAGUCAGACGUGUGGUUUGAGGAGAAGCUGCAGGAAGUGGAGUCUGCAGAUCAGCAGUUCAGGAAGCUCCACGCUCUGGUUGAAUCCCUGGUCAUCCACAGAAAAGACUUGUCACUGAACACGGCAAGCUUCGCCAAAAGUACAGCCAUGCUGGGCAGCGCGGAAGACAACACAGCCCUGUCCCGAGCUCUGUCCCAGCUGGCGGAGGUUGAGGACAAGAUGGAGCAGCUACACCAGGACCAAGCUGCAAACGACACCUUCAACUUCGCAGAGCUGAUCGCAGAUUACAUCCGCCUGCUGGGAGCCGUGAGGGGGUCGUUUGAUCACCGGAUGAAGGCGUGGCAGCGCUGGCAGGAUGCUCAGGCCACGCUGCAGAAGAAGAGGGAGACCGAGGCCAAGCUGCUGUGGGCCAACAAGCCGGACAAGCUGCAGCUGGUCAAAGAGGAGAUCACUGAGUGGGAGGCCAAAGUGACGCAGUACGAGAGGGACUUUGAAAGAGUUUCUGCAACUGUGCGCAAGGAAGUCGUCCGCUUUGAGAAAGAGAAGACCAAGAAUUUCAAGAUGCAUGUAAUCAAGUACCUGGAGUCUCUGCUCCAGUCUCAGCAACAGCUGAUAAAGUACUGGGAGGCUUUCUUACCAGAAGCAAAAGCCAUCGCCUAAUCCUCGAUCACCAGCCUUCUGGACGACUAAACAGGCUGCCUUUUUCUUAUACACUUUACCUCUUUUGCCUUUAAACCAAGGAAAAUACGUGCAUCGUAAAGGGAGAUACAAUCAAUCCGUUUUUUUAAUCACCUUUAACAUAUAACUCUAUUGUAUUAAUAAUUGUAUAUUUUCAUUUAACCUUCCGCAAAUAUUUUCUUAUCAGAUGAAAAGAGUUAUACAGAGAUAUGGACAAAAAGACAAUAGUGCAGAUGAGUGAUUCCAGUAGGGAAAUGAACCGAGUCCGUUGUUCUCAGGAUUUUCUCCCUUGUGUGAUCAGGAGCUCCUUCUCAUCAGCAGUGGUUAAUUGUUUACAAGCCCGGCUGCUCUCUCAUCAGAUAUUUCUGGGGACCCAGAUGAAGAAAGUGGCCAAGAGUCUCACUCUUUCUCCUUAAUAAUGACUUAAAGGGAUUAAAUAACAGUUAAAUAAAAAAGAAAAAAAAAGAUUUAUGAGCACUUCUGCCAGUCGGAUAAAGUACUCAUGUACCAGCCGUGUUUUGUUUUCGUUUUUUUUUUUUUUCUUUCAAACUUAUUGAACUAUGUUGCUGAGGGGAGGGAGUGCAGGGUAACGAGAGGCAUUAGAUUAGCAGAGUCUACAGCUGCGGGCAUGGUUGUGGGUGUAAUAGGUUUCCAUAUGAUUUCAAUCAGUGUGCAAAUGUGAUGUCUGUGCCUUCACCGUCUGAAUGGAGUUUAUGUUGAGAGACAACAGUUGAGAGUGCAGAGGCUUGUAAACUCCAGCAUCCAGUAUGAAAAAAGUGUCAAGGCCCAAGUUUGACAAUCAUGUCCUUUUUCGCUUCUAAGCCCAUUUACUAUAAAUGCGUUCUUUAGUACAGUCUUCCUGCAGAGACUUGAACCAGGUAAUCCUGUCUGCUGCCACCGUGUCUCAAUGUGUUUGUCACGGUUGCGUCACUGUUGUGGGGUAACGUUAAAGAGAACGUAGGUUAAUGCUUCACAAGGCGUCGCCGAGCAACAGUGACUCACGGUUGAGAGGAACGCAGUAACACGCUGACAUGUCAAAUGUAUGGAGUAGUUACCCUGGAGCUGACUGUGGGUCCCACUAUGAGCACUCUCAGUGGGGAUGUGAAAGAAUAAUAAAGAUGCUGCCAACAGAUGUUUUACUCAUUGGUUACUGGAAAGGCAACCAUUUGUUUCAUUUGUCAAACGGUCCAAAGGAAUUUUUUUUUUAUGUGUAGUUGUGCUACAGGGCAAGGUCCCAUUUACUCUUACUCACAUCUGCUUGGAGUCACUGUAAAGUCACUGCGUUCCCAUACUGCGUACACGUUGGUGGUGGUGGUGACAUUCAAAGAAAAGUUGCGGUGUGCUCGCGAAUAAAAGGAAGAAGAUGACAGCCAGCUACCAAACAGCGCCCGUGUCCCAGUCACCCCCACGUUCACUCAUUCACCACUCCAAAACACUGGAGUUUUCAGUAUAUUUAGAUGUUCACUAAUCGUCCUCUCCUUGUGUCAUCACCUUCAGGUGUUAGUGUAGAGUUGUUUAAGAAGUACACGUCCGUUCCACUGCUGAUUUUUCUGUAUAAUGGAUAAGAAUGUGGACGCCGACGUAAAACGGCAGACAGUGAACGCACCAAAGGGAGGGGUUUUGGAAGAUGUAAACAAUCUGGAUUCAGAUUCAGAGGUAGGAAGUGUAAUCCGCUCAUUAGUUGGACCUUUAAGACGCACGGGUGAAUGUAAGCACGACUUGGUUUACAUAAAGUAUCCGCGCUUACAGUGACAUAAGACUGAAAACAAGCUGAUGUGGAACCAACCAAUGUUUGGCAUUUGUAUUUGAUGACAUCAUAUAAUUAACUGACUGCAAAUCAUUUCUGCUCAGAACAACAGACUGAGUGAGUGAGUUUGAACAGAUCAGGACUGGGCUGACGUUGACUCAUAGACAUUGGUGCCAAUACAGUAAACACGCUGAUGUUGUAGUGAACCCGAUUCUUCCUUCAAGCCUCGGCCCAGAGUUUUGACAUGAAAACAACCCCCUGUCCCGGCUUCAUGUGACAGGGCGCCAUCCUUAUGAUUACAGCUUUAAUUUCCCAUUUGCACACAUGUAAACUGAAGCCGUGCAGCGACCGCGCUACACCGUACCAUCUGUCGCCAUGAAGGCAUCUUUAACUCGCAGACAUUUCUUUUUGUUAUUGUCGUGGUUGCCCGUUAGAUACAUGAUUCUUUUUAAGUUGUACUUCAACUCAAAACGUGUUAGCCUGGUCUUGUGGACCCUGUGUCAUCACUUGUUAAUGUGCAGGGCAAUGUCAGCAACGUGCACUGUGUCAUAGUAAUUUCUUUUAAAACAAAUCAAUAAAAGUUGCACUGUUUACACUUGGAGAUUUCAUACAGAA
This is a messenger RNA of Mugil cephalus (flathead mullet), 4732 nucleotides long. RefSeq names its product sorting nexin 1a (gene snx1a). The coding region runs from base 13 to 2352 and encodes 779 amino acids. Gene Ontology annotation, cellular component: endosome; endosome membrane. Gene Ontology annotation, molecular function: phosphatidylinositol binding. The record is from RefSeq and is a predicted model, not a curated record. The transcript has 15 exons. Gene Ontology annotation, biological process: intracellular protein transport; early endosome to Golgi transport. NCBI's taxonomy places the organism in Eukaryota, Metazoa, Chordata, Actinopteri, Mugiliformes, Mugilidae.